This is a messenger RNA of Plasmodium vivax (malaria parasite P. vivax), 1938 nucleotides long. RefSeq lists its product as hypothetical. The record is from RefSeq and is a predicted model, not a curated record. NCBI's taxonomy places the organism in Eukaryota, Apicomplexa, Aconoidasida, Haemosporida, Plasmodiidae. The transcript has a single exon. Bases 1 to 1938 code for a protein of 645 amino acids.
AUGAAGGCCUACAUACACAAAAUGAAAAAGGAAAUCCAAGAAUAUAAGCUGAGAGAAAUGAACCACAAAAUUGAAAUUAAGUAUUUGAGGAGGAAGAUAGAGAGGCUAAAGGGGAUUAUACAAAAUGAUCACUUUUUUUUAAGUCACCAGAGGGGGGCUUCCCAGCGAAGUCAUCAGCGAGGAGCUUCCCUGCGAAGUCAUCAGCAAGGAACUUCCCUGCGUAGUCACCAGCGAAGAGCUUCCCUGCGAAGCCAGCAAAGUGGGUCCUCCUUCAAAAGUGGCAUGAACGAGGUGCAUUCAGACGAUGGGAAGCAUUCCGGGUGGUACCGACGGGGCAACGUUUCGGAGGGGAAUUACCACCGCAGGGGGUUUUCACAGAAGUAUGACGGUGUUCACCACGAUCGUGACCGCAGCGGCAAUCUCAACCGCAGCCGCAACCGCAAUCAAAGCCGCUUUUAUGGGGACCACCUUUCUGAGGCUAAAUUUUCUAACGUGUCUAUGAGAAGCAUCAACGCGAGCAUUCACAACAACAAGCGAAUGAAUGUGCGGAAUUUCACUGGCAGGUACAGUGACAUAUGCAGAAGGAGUGAUUACAGUCAAGUGGUUCCCUCCGGGAAAGGACCAUCGGCUAAUAAUGCUACGAGUGGAAAUGUGGGCCGAUCGAACAAGCUGAAAAACUAUGUGAGAGACCACCCCGUUCACCCCUUCCCUAUGCCGAUGAAGGUAAAAAAUGAAAAAGCAUGUGAAGAUCGCAUGGGGGUGGCCAUAAGAAGAGGUCCCGAUUCUUUUCGCUCCAAUAGAAGCUGCUCCUGUACAUCCAAAUUCAAGCUGAAGAGUCACCUCAUUUCGAAUAGCAACCAUAUGCGUAACAUGUCAACGGAUAUAAACACUACCAUUGCUAAGGGUAUAAAAAGUUACUACAGCUCCAAGCAGAGCAUCCUCUCCGGCACCAGUCAGCAACCGUUUGGUCGCAACCUGUCUUCUUUUAAGAAAAGACCCAGUGGAAGGAAGGGCGUCGAAGCGAAAGCAGAUUCGUUGGGCAAUCACUUGAGUGUAGAAAAGCUUAGCAAAUUAACUCCAAGAGAAAUUAAAAAAAAAAUCAACUGCGAUUUGUUUGAUUAUGCUCACCAUCAGAGGGUCCUAAGCAAAAAGUACACCUCACCUUAUGCGUUUAAACGGGAGACACGUGUGAACCGGGUGGCCACUAGCUGUGGAAAGGCCACUCAACGGAGCGCUUCCCAGGGGAACGCGGGGGAAGAGAGCGGCACCGGGGAGCAGAUCGACACCGGGGAACAGAGCGACAGCGGGGACUCCAUUAAGAGGGUCAAACUGUACUUGGACCAGCACAGGAAGAAGGGGAACCCGCCAACCGCGGCGCCCACCACUAUGCCUGCCGCUAUACCUGCCGCUAUACCCACUGGUGCGAAGAAGCAUGAGGGGGCAUCAGCGAGGGGACGGGCCGAAGCAGUCACCACUGGAGCCGUCCUAAUCCCCAAGGGGGGAAAACAAAACGAGGAAAAUUCGAACGCCAAGGGGAACCACACGAAGUCACGAGAUGGAACCCAGUUGAAAACAAGCGAAACGAAGCAGCGACAAAACGAGGUAGCCAGCAUCAAGAAAAGCAUUGAUGUGGACAUAAAGCAAAAUUUUAAAAAGGAGUUGGAGGAGCUAAAGAGGAGGAAAGACAUCCUGGUGUCCAAGCGAAGUGACUACUGCGACCUGUCCUUCGGCAGUACCAGCAGCAGUGAUGGCGGCCGUGAUCGAAGCCGCGGUGGCGGGAGGGCCAGUGAUCGGGUGGGGGACCCAGGCAAAGGGGCGGCGCAGUGCAAAGCGGUGAACAACCCUCUGAAAGAAUCGACCAUCCUAAACAUCUCCUUCAAUGACCUUGAUAAGCGAAUAAGCAACUUGAAGAAUUAUUUGAAGAAUACAAACGGGUGA